Lucilia cuprina (Australian sheep blowfly) is the source of this 1152-nucleotide messenger RNA. RefSeq lists its product as uncharacterized. The record is from RefSeq and is a predicted model, not a curated record. The transcript is spliced from 3 exons. Gene Ontology annotation, molecular function: heme binding; oxygen binding. The coding region runs from base 157 to 705 and encodes 182 amino acids. NCBI's taxonomy places the organism in Eukaryota, Metazoa, Arthropoda, Insecta, Diptera, Calliphoridae.
GGGUUAAUAGAGGUUUUCAUCACUCUUAGCUUUUGCUUAGGUAAAGACACAUAUCUUCCGCUACCAACCAACAGGUGGCGCAUUACAAUUAAAAUUUUUAAAUUACAAAAUAAUUUUUAUUAACGGAGCAAAAAAUUUUGCGUAAAUCAGUUUAAAAUGGCUACUAAUAUUAUUUAUCCUAAACCUUUGCCUAAACUCGUUAAACAAAAUAUCCCUUUAGAAACUGGUUUUACUUCCACUGAAAUUGUUGCUUUACAGAAUGGUUGGCAUUUGAUUAAACGCCGUUUAUAUUAUCAUUCAACAAAAAUUUUUAUGGACUUUUUCAGUGAACAUUAUCUUCUUUUGGAAAGAUUUCGUAAUGUUGAGAUUGGAAAAUUCAAUUUAAGUAAUUUGCAUCAACAUCCUGGACAGUUAAUGAAUAUUUAUGGACGUCUUAUUGAAAGUGGUCUUAAUGAUGUGGCCUUUAUUAACAUGUUAUUGAGUGAUGUAGGCCAGAGGCAUAAGUUGUAUGAAGUUACAUACGAUGAUGUUAAGUUACUCACCGAUCAUAUUCAAUUAUAUGUUAUAGAAUUUUUGGAUAAAAUAAAGUCAAUCACGUUCGUAAAUGGUUUAACAAAAUUAAGUGAACUUAUUAAUGAACAUCACAGGGAAAAGGCUGAAGAUGAAAAGCAAACAGCAAGGACUCAAAGUGAUGAUGCGGAUUAAAAAAAUAAAAUUUAAAAAUAAAAUAUCAUUAGUAUUAAAUUUCCUUUUGCAAACACUUGUACGUAUGAUGAAUAGCAUAUCAUAAUUAAUAAUACCCAUACGUCUGGAAGACUGCAUCUCAAAUGAUGACAUCUUGAAGGGUAAUUGUUAGCAAUAUUGUUAAUAAAAUAAAACCGAAUAAUAAAUACAAAAUUAUAAAAUAGUAAUAAUGAUACUGAUGAGGAUGGUGAUAAUGACGAUAAUCGCAUUUAUAAUUUGAACUACUGCUAGUGAAAUAAAUAUGUUCUCCUUCUGUUGACUUUCCAACUCAUUUACUCUCAUGUACCCUCAUCCAGCAACAAGUGGAUUUGCUAUUUCGUUAACAUUUGAAUGUGGGUUUUGUCGGCCUGUUUCGCUUUAUUCUAUAUAAUGAUUUUACGUCUUUGUAAAAAUGUUACUUGAGGCAAG